AAAAUCUAGUAUAUGUUUGAAGAGCAACCUGUAAACCAGUUCGGAACUGCGUAUUAAAUAAAUGUCACGGAAUAAAAAAAAAAAAUGAUUCACAGAAAGUGAUGUUGCAUGACAGUGCAAGAGGUCAGCACACUUUCGAUUGCAAAUUUUCAAGGCUGUCAACCACGGGUCAAUAUUCCCGUGUAGUCAGUUAGAGCUGGCCAGUCUGGUGGUGUGUGUGAUAGUCAUGAAUGUUAACGUUAACAUCAUCGUCAUCACAUUGCUAGUAAUCAUUAAUCUAGUCGACAGCGGAAGCACUGGAUCAAAAUUUGGUUAUAAGUCAGGAAUCAAAGAUUUUAUAUCAGAAAAAACUAGAGUUUCCUUGAUGUGCCGGUCAAGUGAUAUUCAAGUGAAUUUGAAUUUCUCCUACCCUUUCCGAGGAUUGGUGCAUGCAGGGAAAAAAGACAGCGGUUGCAGUUUCCGGGGUGACGGAAAGCUUUCCUACUCACUUAAUGUUCCUCAUGCUUCUUGUGGCACCAUUCAUGUAACACCACAAGACAGUUUUGCAAAUACCCUCACAAUACGUUACCACCCAGCAUUGGAGUUGGAAGGAGAUGAAAUUAAGACUAUUCUCUGUAAAUACGGAACUGGAAGUCUUUCCAGAACCUACUACCUGGAAUCUUAUGUAAGCAAUUAAGACCAAAUGAAGAAAUCCAAAAUGUAUAACCUUUUGUACUUAAAUAAAAUAAAGAAGAAAACA
This is a messenger RNA of Parasteatoda tepidariorum (common house spider), 739 nucleotides long. RefSeq lists its product as uncharacterized. NCBI's taxonomy places the organism in Eukaryota, Metazoa, Arthropoda, Arachnida, Araneae, Theridiidae. The record is from RefSeq and is a predicted model, not a curated record.